AUGAAACUAUCAACUUCAAUCAUAUCUUUACCAUAUUUAUUUUCAAAGUCUUCGAGUAUUUCCUCAGCAAUUUUCGCAAUGAGUACAUUACAAGCAUGUAAAAAUUCAUCCUUAUCACUAUCACUAUAUAUCAACAUUUCCUUUAACAUAUAUUUUGAUACUUUAUCGAAAUAGUUCUUAUAUUCAAUAAUAUAUUAAUCAAAAUUCUCGAAUAAAUCAAAUGUGUAUCUAAACUCUUAUAAAUUAAUGUCGAGCUAAACUGCUUUAUUCUAGCAAAGGCUUUUGUAAAUAGCAUUGCAUAAUUCUUCAGGAUCAGAAUCUUUACCUACAAAAAUAAAAGAAUUUUAUAAGCUUGGAUCUUUUUUCAUCAGUUUUUCUUUAGUUUCUUCAUAAAGGCUUCUAUUUUCUGGAGUGUCAUCUCUAUCCCAGUGA
Molecule: messenger RNA, 432 nt
Organism: Tetrahymena thermophila SB210
Lineage: Eukaryota; Ciliophora; Oligohymenophorea; Hymenostomatida; Tetrahymenidae
Exons: 1
Source: RefSeq, a predicted model, not a curated record